Messenger RNA from Triticum turgidum subsp. durum (durum wheat), 1776 nucleotides. NCBI's taxonomy places the organism in Eukaryota, Viridiplantae, Streptophyta, Magnoliopsida, Poales, Poaceae. The record is from the annotation of a GenBank genome assembly.
AUGGAUCAGUAUGAGGUAUUGGAGCAGAUUGGGAAAGGAGCAUUCGGCUCUGCUCUGUUGGUGAGGCACAAGGUGGAGAAGAAGAAGUAUGUGCUGAAGAAGAUCCGGCUUGCCCGACAAACGGACCGCACUCGCCGGUCUGCCCACCAGGAGAUGCAGCUUAUUGCAACUGUGAGAAAUCCGUUCAUCGUGGAGUACAAAGAUUCGUGGGUAGAGAAGGGUUGCUAUGUCUGCAUUGUUAUUGGUUAUUGUCAGGGAGGAGACAUGUCUGAAGCUAUUAAAAGAGCUAAUGGUACCUAUUUCUCUGAGGAGAAGCUUUGCAAGUGGCUUGUGCAGCUCCUUAUGGCUCUUGAUUACUUGCACACAAACCACAUUCUUCACCGUGAUGUGAAGUGCUCCAAUAUUUUCAUUGCGAGGGACCAAACUAUAAGACUCGGUGACUUUGGGCUUGCAAAAAUAUUGACUUCUGAUGAUCUGGCAUCUUCCGUGGUAGGAACGCCAAGUUACAUGUGCCCAGAACUUCUUGCUGAUAUACCAUAUGGUAGCAAGUCCGAUAUUUGGUCUCUAGGAUGUUGUAUAUACGAAAUGACUGCUCUCAGGCCUGCCUUUAAAGCUUUUGACAUGCAAGCUCUGAUUAACAAGAUCACGAAGUCAAUAGUAUCACCAUUGCCUACCAAAUAUUCUGGUCCAUUUCGGGGACUUAUUAAGAGCAUGCUGCGGAAAAGCCCAGAACACAGACCAAGCGCUGGAGAACUGCUGAAACAUCCUCAACUUCAGCCUUAUGUGUUUCAAGUUCAACUGAAGUCUAGUCCUACUCGCAAUAUUCAUCCCAUCAAUGAAUCUCUGACCGACAAAGUUAAGAAGAUGACAGUUCCUGAUGAUGUCCCUGAUUCUGCGCGCAGAAGAAUGGUUAGGAGAAACUCUUUGGGAAGUCAUAGGAUUGUAACAUUUAGCAAACCAUCACCCGAGCGGAAUUCUGUUAGUUCUACUCGGAGCAUCAAGGAGUAUACAACCACUCAGAGUUGCAAAGAGUUAUCCAUUGACAGCAGUCAGGCUGAGGAGGACGAGGUUACCAGUAAAGCCAUGAUAACCAAGACAUCAAGCAUCCUAAGGACUCCGAAGAGUAAUCCAGUGAAGACAUUCACAAGUAGAAACAGGCUUGAAACUCCAAAAACAUCUUAUAACAGAACAAACCGUGCUGAGCCGCCCUCAGUGACACCUGUGAACAAGAGUGCUCGACUGGCUCGAAGAGUAUCCCUCCCACUGUCGACAUACGAAACGCCCAUCAAGCGCAGCAUCAGCAUUGUUGACCAGCUAGGCUCCCCUGAUGUGUCCAUGAACGCGCCUCGAAUCGACAGGAUCGCAGAGUUUCCACUGGCUUCAUCAGAGGACCCCUUCCACUCCAUCCACAAGCUCUCUUCAGCCCAUGGCUCAUGCUCCACCCCUCCCUUCAUCAACCGGUCGAUCACCAAGGACAAGUGCACGAUCCAGGUGCUGCGCGCGGACGGCGGGGACAACGGGAGCGACUCGUCGGGCCGCAACGCCACGGCCGCGUCGAGCCGGGGCUCCAACGACUCGAGGCUGCAGCGGUUCGACAUGUCGUCAUUCCAGCAGCGCGCGGAGGCGCUGGAGGGGCUGCUGGAGUUCAGCGCGCAGCUGCUGCAGCAGGAGAGGUACGACGAGCUGGGGAUCCUGCUGAAGCCGUUCGGCCCCGAGAAGGCGUCCCCCAGGGAGACGGCCAUCUGGCUCUCAAAGAGCUUCAAGGAGACGACGUAG